Molecule: messenger RNA, 628 nt
Organism: Caenorhabditis angaria
Lineage: Eukaryota; Metazoa; Nematoda; Chromadorea; Rhabditida; Rhabditidae
Source: the annotation of a GenBank genome assembly
AUGUUGGUAUGGAAAACUCCAAUCGUCUCAAAAUCAUCAAUUUUCGUCCACAAAAAACGUGCCCAGCCCCAAAUUUCGCGCAGAAUUCAAAAAUCUUACCCAAAUCUCAUUUCCAGACACCGCAAGUCUUCCAUGUUGUCGUGAUCGAUUUGGAGAGCAAGCCUGUCAAUCGUUGCGCAAAUCUCAACCAGCCUAUUUCGAAAAGCGCUGUCUUUCAGAUCACGAUUUCAGCUCAAUAGAUUGUUGUGGUGAAUGUCGGAAAUAUAUCGAGAGAAAUAAUAUAAGUUUGGAUAACUCGAGAGCUGUUCAAAAAGCGCCAGCAUUGUGCAAAGAUAAACAUUCAAUCAGUUUUUGUAGGCGAUUUAAAACCGUCGGAAUGGGCAAAUAUAGGUAAUUUCAGCUGAAAAUUUCAGAUUUUUCAUUGAAAAAUGCUCCAAACUCACCAAAAAUCCAUUUCAGCUGCUCAAACGCCGAAUUUGCCGUGCGAGUUUGCCGGCAUUCUUGCGGCUAUUGCAAUGACGAGCUAUACGCCACCAAAAAUGCUCCGCAACUUUGCUCAGACUCCAAUAAAUUUGUGCCAGCUUUGGUUAAUGGAACAGAAUUGCACUGGGCUUUUGGAAGAGUCUAG